AGCCAUUGCGGCUCAGGUCGUUGAUUCGAUCCGCUCGUGGCGGGAGACAGGCAUUGUCGGCUUCGCCCCGCCCCUGGAGCUCAGGCAGCAUGGCACUCUCGCUCGCCUUCGUCGCGCCCACCGCGCCGACGGCUGGCCCUGCCCCCUCGCUCCGCGCGGCCUCCGCCCCGGAGCGCCCGCGCGCGGAGGGCGGCGCGGCGCUCGGCCCGGCGCUCGGCGCCGGCGCGCUCGCGGCCGCCGCCGGCGCCGCGCUGUCGAAGGGCCGCCGCCGCGCCACGGCCAGGAGAGGGCGAUCACUGACAUGAACAGCGAUUACAUCCGCGAUUACCCGGUCUACGAGAACAGCGUCAACUUCAUCAACAAGAACGGCGGUGCCACGGCGGUGCCCGGCAGCGAGAAGGCCCUCAAGACCAUGGUGGGCGCCGGCCCGGAGAUCAACGACGGCGAGAUCUGGGACCCGUUGGGCUUCGCCAAGCUCUACGACAGGAACUUUGACUUCAACAUGGUAAUGACGUGGCCGCACGUGCAGUGGCUGCGCGAGGCCGAGCUCAAGCACGGCCGCGUGUGCAUGCUGGCGUUUGUCGGCAUGGUGACCCAGUCGUUCUUCCAGAUUCCGGGCGAGCCGCAGGAGCCGAACUACUGGAAGGCUCUGGAUGCCUGCUACGCCGACCCUGUUGGCCGCCUCGGUGUGGUGCAGAUCUCUGUCUUUAUCGCGCUGAUGGAGGGCAAGUACUUCCCGGAGGAUGCGUGGAUCGGCCAGAUGGACCGUGAGCCCGGCGACCUCGGCUGGGACCCGCUGAAGUUCGCCAAGAAGCCUGGCUUUGACCUGCAGGAGAAGCAGCUCACCGAGCUCAAGAACGGCCGCCUGGCCAUGAUGGGCGUCGCGUCCCUGGCCUGCGAGCACGUGAUCCCGGGCUCCGUGCCGCUGCUGUCGGGCGCCCCGUGAGGGCGCGUCGCCGUCUUUGUCUCCUUCAGAUUUCGGCCCAUGCAGUUCGCGCGCAGGAGCACCGCAUUCUGACCAGGGAGCGCCCGGAGAGGCCAGCUCCUUGGCUUCUCGCCGGGUUGCGAAAGGAGCUCGCUCUGCUCGUCUGGGUCGUCAGUCCAGGCAUUUCAGUCGUCGCAGGAUUCGCUAGCUCAGGGUGGCGGGCUCCCCACCCCCCCCGCGUCUAGCUAUGGCGGGGAGUGCCCUGGGCUCCCUCGCCCACGGAACUCCUGGGUUUGAGGCGAGCCAUGGGCCGUCUCCUUAAGCCUCCUGCCUGGCGCAGGUCCACC
Molecule: messenger RNA, 1272 nt
Organism: Prorocentrum cordatum
Lineage: Eukaryota; Dinophyceae; Prorocentrales; Prorocentraceae
Source: the annotation of a GenBank genome assembly